AUGGAUCAGGUCUUGCAUUUUGUUGAAGCGGCUAAAACUUUCGCCAAGGACUCCAUCAGGCUUUUCCAGAAGAUUGCCAUGGCUAUGGCCAUUGGGUUUGCUAUCAUGGGCUUCAUUGGCUUCUUCGUCAGGCUGAUCCAUAUCCCCAUUAACAACAUCAUU
Molecule: messenger RNA, 162 nt
Organism: Candidula unifasciata
Lineage: Eukaryota; Metazoa; Mollusca; Gastropoda; Stylommatophora; Geomitridae
Source: the annotation of a GenBank genome assembly